AUCUUUUAUUAUGCUAAAGUUGAUGAACAUUAACAAAUAUCAAUAUUUCCAUCAUACAAAGAACAGAAAAAGAGAAUCACAGUGUAUGAAACCUCCUAAUCAAGUGCCUCUACGUCUAUUAUCUUUCUUCUCUACCAAAACAACAACAACAACAAACCUAACUCCAUUCUCUCAAACAAGUGAUCAUGCUUCAAGGGAUAAGAAGACUGUCUCUGUGUCAAGGAUACUGCUCAGACAUAAAUGUGAGCAUCCAGUAUCAAAGGUCUUUAACUCCAAUCUACAAGAUAAAUGACUGCAGUAGUAGUACCUGUGAGGGCUUGAGUGUUCUUAAAACUAUCAAAGAAAACAACACCGUGGGAUGUGCUCUCUUGGGACCUUCCUGUACCUAUUCCACCUAUCAGAUGUACCUUGACACAGUUUUGGACUUCCCCAUGAUUUCAUCGGGAAGUUUUGGAUUAUCAUGUGACCACAAAGAAAAUUUAACCAGAUUGAUGUUUCCAGCUAGGAAGCUGACAUAUUUCUUAGUCGAUUUCUGGGAGACUAAUGACUUGCCAUUCAAAACUGUUUCAUGGAAAACGGCCUACAUUUUUAAGAACACUAAUUAUUCAGAGGAAUGUUUCUGGUAUCUCAAUGCUCUGGAAGCUGGAGUUUCCUAUUUCUCACAGAAACUUCAGUUCAAGGAUGUGUUGAGAAGUGAUGAAGAGUUUUACCGUGUCUUGAAGAAUAAAAACAGGAAAAGCAAUGUGAUUAUCAUGUGUGGCACUCCAAAGUCUGUUAAUGUCCUUAAGGAUAAUUUUGAAUCUGAUGAAGACAUCAUCAUUGUUCUGGUGGAUCUUUUCAAUAACCAGUAUUUUGAGAACACCACAUCAGCUCCUUACAUGAAAAACGUCCUUGUGGUGACAUUGAACUCUACGAAAUCCAGCUUAUCCAACCUACUAAAUAUUUCAUUGGUGAAAGAUGACUUUGUUCUUGCCCACAUGGAUGGAAUCAUGCUAUUUGGACACAUGGUUCAGCAGGCACUUCAAAAUACAUCAAAUGCCUAUUUUUCCCAUGGUUUCCGAAACCUCACUUUCCAAGGAACUCUAGGUCCUGUGACUCUGGAUGAAUGGGGGGAUAUUGACAAUAAUGUGACUCUUCUGUAUACUUCAGCAGAUACAUGUGAGUAUAAAUAUCUUUUGCGCUACGACACUCAUCUAAAUAAGACUGUUCACUUUGAGGAUAGACCUAGUCUCACCUGGAAGAAUCAAAAACUUCCCCGUGGUGAACCAGGAAAAAAUCCUGAAAUCCUGAUGAUUGCUGUCUUUGCCCUUACAGGAACAGUUAUAUUUAUACUAUUCAUCUCUCUACUGGUGCUCAGGAAAAAUAGAAAGAAUAAUGAACUUCGUCAGAAGAAGUGGUCCCAUAUUCCAACAGAAGAGAUUUUACUUCUGGAGACUAAUGAGACUAGCCCUGUGAGCCUGAAGAUUGAUGAAGAUAAGAGACGUGAUACCGUUACAAGGCUACGUCAAGGAAAAUAUGACAAAAAGGUGGUGAUCCUCAAAGAUCUCAAGCACAAUGAUGACAAUUUCACUGAAAGGCAGAAGAUAGACCUGAAUAAGUUACUGCAGAUUGACUAUUACAAUCUAACCAAAUUCUAUGGUACAGUGAAGAUAGAUGCCAUGAUCUUUGGAGUGAUUGAAUACUGUGAGAGGGGAUCCCUUAGGGAAGUUUUAAAUGAUACAAUCUCUUAUCCUGAUGGCACCUUCAUGGAUUGGGAAUUUAAAAUCUCCGUUAUGUAUGAUAUUGCCAAGGGAAUGUCCUAUCUGCACUCCAGUAAAACUGAAGUACAUGGUCGUCUGAAGUCUACUAACUGUGUGGUAGACAGCAGAAUGGUGGUGAAGAUCACAGAUUUUGGUUGCAAUUCCAUUUUGCCUUCAAAGAAAGAUCUGUGGAUGGCUCCUGAGCACCUCAGAGCAGCAAAUGUGUCUCAGAAAGGUGAUGUGUACAGCUAUGGAAUCAUCACACAAGAAAUUAUACUUCGAAGAGAAACCUUUUACACACUGAGGUGUCGGGAUCAGAAAGAAAAAAUUUACAGAGUGGAGAAUUGCAAGGAUUCAAAACCAUUCCGCCCAGACCUCUAUCUGGAGACAUCUGAUGAAAAAGAAUUGGAAGUAUAUCUGCUUGUUAAAAGUUGUUGGGAAGAAGACCCAGAAAAGAGACCAGACUUCAAGAAAAUCGAGAGCACCCUGGCUAAGCUUUUUAGUAAUUUUCACAGUCAAAACAGUGAGAGCUACAUGGACACCUUAAUCCGACGCCUUCAACUCUACUCCCGAAAUCUGGAACAUCUGGUGGAGGAAAGGACCAAGCUGUACAAGGCCGAGCGGGACAGAGCGGACAGGCUUAACUUCAUGCUGCUGCCCAGGCUAGUGGUAAAGUCUUUGAAAGAGAAAGGUUUCGUGGAACCUGAACUAUAUGAGGAGGUCACUAUUUACUUCAGUGACAUUGUAGGCUUUACCACCAUCUGCAAGUAUAGCACCCCUAUGGAGGUGGUCGAUAUGCUCAAUGAUGUCUACAAGAGCUUCGACCACAUUCUGGAUCACCAUGAUGUCUACAAGGUGGAGACUAUUGGAGAUGCCUACAUGGUUGCUAGUGGAUUGCCAAAGAGAAAUGGCAAUCGACAUGCAGUAGACAUUGCCAAAAUGGCCUUGGACAUCCUUAGUUUCAUGGGAUCUUUUGAACUCCAGCAUCUUCCAGGUCUCCCUGUGUGGAUCCGCAUUGGAGUACAUUCUGGCCCAUGUGCUGCUGGAGUUGUUGGAAUCAAAAUGCCUCGUUACUGUCUGUUUGGAGAUUCUGUGAACACAGCCUCUAGGAUGGAAUCCACAGGCCUCCCUUUGAGGAUUCAUGUGAGUGGAUCUACUAUAGCUAUUCUGAAGAGGACCGAAUGUCAGUUCUUAUAUGAAGUGAGAGGAGAAACUUAUUUAAAGGGCAAGGGGACAGAGACCACCUAUUGGCUCACAGGAGUUAAGGACCAAGAGUACACGUUGCCAACACCUCCUUCUGCGGAGAAUCAGCAGCAUUUACAGGCAGAAUUUUCCAAUAUGAUCACUGAAGCUUUGCAGAAGAGGCAGGCCCAAGGUUUAUCAAACCAGAAACUAAGGCGUGUGGCCAGCUAUAAAAAAGGCACCCUGGAGUACUUACAGCUGAACACCACAGAUGAUAACAACACCUAUUUUUAAAUCUAAGCAGGUGCUAAGACCACUAUCAAAUUAAAAUCCAUGUAUGCAGGAGAUCUUGUUUAUCUUGGAAGUCUGUCUUAUCAGGAAGACUUUAAAGAAAUAGAAAAGACGUAGAACCUUUCUAUAUCUUUUUGGUCAUCCCCUUGGAACAUGUUUUCUUCUAUAGGUGAGAUUCAUUUCCUUAGUUGACAUAACUAUAUGUUGCUACUGACCUUAUCUUAACAGUUACUCACUGAUUUAUACCCUGAUAGGAAGAAAAGAUAACUUUAUACUAGAACUCAAGGAAAUUCCAGUCUUCUUUGUUUACUGGUUCUUUUUCUUGCUAUUUCCAUUUUGAUAUUUUUUAAUUGUCAUGAUUAUAUUUUAAAUAUGUUAUCUCUGUAAGAUUAUCUUUGACUUGUAAUUUU
Molecule: messenger RNA, 3622 nt
Organism: Sarcophilus harrisii (Tasmanian devil)
Lineage: Eukaryota; Metazoa; Chordata; Mammalia; Dasyuromorphia; Dasyuridae
Gene: GUCY2C
Product: guanylate cyclase 2C
Exons: 29
Coding region: 186-3215 (1009 amino acids)
Biological process (GO): intracellular signal transduction; cGMP biosynthetic process; protein phosphorylation
Molecular function (GO): peptide receptor activity; ATP binding; guanylate cyclase activity
Source: RefSeq, a predicted model, not a curated record